Molecule: messenger RNA, 8047 nt
Organism: Mustela erminea (ermine)
Lineage: Eukaryota; Metazoa; Chordata; Mammalia; Carnivora; Mustelidae
Gene: CASZ1
Product: castor zinc finger 1
Exons: 19
Coding region: 1846-7359 (1837 amino acids)
Biological process (GO): regulation of neuron differentiation; positive regulation of transcription by RNA polymerase II
Cellular component (GO): nucleus
Molecular function (GO): RNA polymerase II transcription regulatory region sequence-specific DNA binding; DNA-binding transcription factor activity, RNA polymerase II-specific
Source: RefSeq, a predicted model, not a curated record
CCAGGCCUGCCCAGCCCCCAGGGACCGCGCCCCCACCCCCGCCCACAGCAGGACAGGCAACUUGGAGACCCAGGCCGUGGGCACCGGGCACUGGAGCCUCUCAUCCCCUUGAGCGUGGGCUGCGCGGGUCAGGGACAGGGCUGGCCCCAACCUGGCCAGGGGGUGGAGCUGUCCCAGCCACCCCCAGCCCCUUAGUCCCCUGAGAUGAGGGACCAGGGGCCCAGGUGCAGCUCUAGGAGCCCCCCUGUCUCCCCCGUAACUGGCAGGAGCCCUGGCCGCCUCAGCCUUUGCAGGGAGUGAUGAGAUUCCUGCCAUAACGGGCCCUUCUCCCGAGGCCCUCCCUUCAUUUGAUUUCUGAAGCUGGCUGAUUUGAAUAUUUAUAAAUAUCAGUAAAUUAUUUAUUGUAGCAAUCUGCUGCACCAUUUUACCCAUUGCAGUUAACACUUUAGGGGGCUCUGUGUUAUGGGAACCGGGGGUGGGAGUGAGGAGGAGGCGGCGCAGAGAGGCCCAAGACUUCCCACAGCCCACCCAGGAGCCCGAACUGGGGACAUGGUGGCAGUUCUAGUGCCUUGCUGAUCCUGGGGCCUCUGUGAGCCCAGGCUCUGGGGUGUCUGCGCAGCUCCGGGAUCAGUUGCCUCUUCCAUCAAAUGGGAUGAUGGCGGUCCCUGCUUGGCUGGGUCAUCGUGAGGCAUACGGUGAGAGAGUACCCAGAAAUGUGUGUCCGAUUUCUGCCCCCGCCGGCCUGCCCCCAGGAUCUGCUCAGCUCAGAGAGGAAAGCGGCGUGCAGGUGGGCUGGUGGAGUUUGGAGCCCUGGGAGGGAAGGGUCAGACCCUGGGAGCUGAUGGGAGGGCGGUGCUGUUUUUGCUGAGUGCGCAGCCGGUCCCCCACCAGGCCCCCAGCCUCUCUGCUCUCCUCUCUCUUCUGUGCCGGGCGAGAUGUCCAGGUCUUGCGAUCUUGUGCCUAGAUGUGCAUCACAUCUGCUUGCUUGUCCCCACCGGAGCUCAGCAGCCUUCUCUCGGGUCCUUGCUUGCCACAGCUCUCCCACCUUAUAGCCCCGUGGCCCUUUCUCGGGGAGAGAGACUGCCCAGGGUCCUGAGCUAGCAAGGGGGAGAACCAGGUAUGUCCUGGAGCCGUGCCACCUCCUGAGGCUCACCGCACGGGGCCAGAGCCACCGGGGCCACGGGUGAGAGUCUGGGAGGGCCGCUGGGCUUGCUACCUGUGCGCAGGUCCUGGCCAGCCCUUGCCCGGGGCCUGACUGGGCCCACCUGAGCGGCCCGGCCCCUUGCCUCCCUUCUGGAGCGCGGCCCUGAGUAAGCAGGGCAGGAGUCCCCUCGCCUUCCCACCCUCUGGCCGAAGCCUGCCUCCUGGGCAGUAUUGUUCCCAGAGGAAGUGUCCAGUGUAAAUAGAGCAGCGGGCAGGCUGGUGGCGGGAAGGAGAUGAAAGGGGCAGUGACAGGGCCGGGGACGGAUGGCUUCCUCCCAUUGAGGCCUGGCCACGGCGUUUAUAUUUUAGGGAAGAAAGUCGGGGGAAUGUUUACAUGGACAGGAGCCUGGGGUCAGACCACAAGGGGGGUAGUCUGUAUGUCCCAGGGCCCGGAGCGAGGGGGAGGGGAGAAGGGCUCCGCGGAGUGGGCCGGAAGGCAGACGGAUGGGCAGGCAACUUGGACCUGAGCUCUUUCAUACUCCCUACCCGCUGCCCUAGCCUCUGCCUCCCGCCCUGCUCCCCCGGCCCACAUGCCUUCUCCGCCUCUACCCCUGGGGCCAGGAGUAGAGUCAGAGGGAGGGCAACAUCUGGAAGGCAGCUGAAGGCACCCGGUGCACCGACCCGCCCGCAGGCAAGCCCGCGAUGGCGGCCAAGCGCAAAGGCGGCCUGAAGCUCAACGCCAUCUGCGCCAAGCUGAGCCGCCAGGUGGUGGUGGAGAAGGGGGCGGAGGCGGGUCCCCAGACCGAGGGCAGCCCGCUGCGGCCGCGGGACCGAGAGGCCGGCGUGGCCCGGGGCGCCCGCAGCGAGGAAGACAAGAGGCGGGCGGUGAUCGAGAAGUGGGUCAACGGCGAGUACAGCGAGGAGCCCGCGCCCACGCCCAGCCUGGGGCGCAUCAGCCGCGAGGGCCUGGAGCUGCCCCCCGAGGGCGUCUACAUGGUGCAGCCCCAGGGUUGCAGCGACGAGGAGGACCAUGGCGAAGCGCCCUCCAAGGACGGCAGCGGCGCGGCAGAGGAGAAGGAGUCUAGUGGGGCAGCCUCCAAGGAUGACAGCAGCCCCAGUGCCAAGCAGGCUUCAGGAGAGGCCUCCUCACUCCGGGACUACGCGGCUUCCACCAUGACUGAAUUCCUCGGCAUGUUCGGCUAUGAUGACCAGAACACGAGGGACGAGCUGGCCAGGAAGAUCAGCUUCGAGAAGCUCCAGGCGGGCUCCACCCCUGAGGUGGCCACCUCCUCCGUGCUGCCUGCUUCCGAGGACGCCCUCAGCAAGCGGGCGCGCUUCUCCAAAUACGAGGAGUACAUCCGCAAGCUCAAGGCCGGCGAGCAGCUCUCCUGGCCGGCCCACAGCACCAAGGCCGAGGAGCGGGCGGGCAAGGAGGGGGCGGGGCCUCUGCCUGGCCUGCGGCUGCCCAGCAACACGGCCCACCUGGAGACCAAGGCUACCAUCCUGCCCCUGCCAUCACACAGCAGCGUCCCCAUGCAGGGCCUGGUGGCCCGAGCCUCCAAGUACGACUUCUUCAUCCAAAAACUGAAGACAGGUGACAACCUGCGGCCCCAGAACGGAAGCACUUACAAGAAGCCAUCCAAGUAUGACCUGGAGAACGUCAAGUACCUCCAUCUCUUCAAGCCCGGGGAGGGCAGCCCCGAUAUGGGCGGGGCCAUUGCCUUCAAGACGGGCAAGGUGGGGCGCCCCUCCAAGUACGACGUCCGGGCCAUCCAGAAGCCGGGCCCCGCCAAGGUCCCACCCACCCCCAGCCUGGCCCCUGCGCCCCUCCCCAGUGUGCCCAGUGCUCCCAGCGCCCCUGGGCCAGGGCCUGAGCCACCUGCCUCCCUGCCCUUCAACACUCCUGAGUACCUGAAGUCGACCUUCUCCAAAACAGACUCCAUCACCACGGGAACCGUCUCCACUGUCAAGAAUGGAUUGCCCACAGAUAAACCAGCUGUCACUGAAGAUGUAAACAUUUACCAGAAAUAUAUUGCCAGGUUCUCGGGCAGUCAGCACUGUGGCCACAUCCACUGCGCCUACCAGUACCGAGAGCACUACCAUUGCCUGGACCCCGAGUGCAACUACCAGAGGUUCACGAGCAAGCAGGACGUGAUCCGGCACUACAACAUGCACAAAAAGCGCGACAACUCCCUGCAGCACGGCUUCAUGCGCUUCAGCCCGCUGGACGACUGCAGCGUCUACUACCACGGCUGCCACCUCAACGGAAAGAGCACCCACUAUCACUGCAUGCAGGUGGGCUGUAACAAGGUGUACACCAGUACAUCGGACGUGAUGACCCACGAGAACUUCCACAAGAAGAACACUCAGCUCAUCAACGACGGCUUCCAGCGCUUCCGAGCAACUGAGGACUGCGGCACGGCCGACUGCCAGUUCUACGGGCAGAAGACCACCCAUUUCCACUGCAGGCGCCCUGGCUGCACGUUCACCUUCAAGAACAAGUGUGACAUCGAGAAGCACAAGAGCUACCACAUCAAGGACGACGCGUACGCCAAGGACGGCUUCAAGAAGUUCUACAAGUACGAGGAGUGCAGGUACGAGGGCUGCGUGUACAGCAAGGCCACCAACCACUUCCACUGCAUCCGCGCCGGCUGCGGCUUCACCUUCACCUCCACCAGCCAGAUGACCUCGCACAAGCGCAAGCACGAACGCAGGCACGUCCGCUCCUCGGGCGCGCUGGGGCUGCCGUCCUCGCUGCUGGGCGCCAAGGACACGGAGCACGAGGAGUCGAGCAACGACGACCUGGUCGACUUCUCGGCCUUGAGCAGCAAGAACUCCAGCCUCAGCGCCUCCCCGACCAGCCAGCAGUCCUCCGCCUCCCUGGCCGCUGCCGCCACUGCCGCUGCCGAUGCCGUGCCUGGCGCCACCAAGCCUCCCAACAGCAAGAUCUCCGGGCUGCUGUCCCAGGGCCUGCCCGCGUCCAUCCCGCUGGCACUGGCCCUCUCCAACUCGGGCCUGCCCACCGCUGCCCCCUACUUCCCCAUCCUGCCUGGCCGGAGCGGUGCCUCCCUGCCUGUGGGCACCCCUGGCCUCCUGGGGGCCAUGUCAUCGGGGACAGCGGCCUCUGCAGCCGCUGACACACCUGCUCUGGCUGCCUCGGGAGCCGGCGACUCUGCCCCUGCGGCUGCCUCCUCUGUCCCAGUGCCCCCCGCCUCUAUCAUGGAAAGGAUCUCAGCGAGCAAGGGCCUCAUCUCACCCAUGAUGGCCAGGCUGGCCGCUGCUGCCCUCAAGCCCUCUGCCACUUUUGACCCAGGAAGCGGGCAGCAGGCCACCCCCGCCAGGUUCCCCCCGGCCCCGGUGAAGCAGGAGCCCGGUGAGAACGCUGGUGCCCCGGUUCCCCACGAGGUCUCCCAGGACCGCAGUUUAGACCUGACUGUGAAGGAGCCCAGUAAUGAAUCAAAUGGCCACGCAGUCCCGGCAAAUUCAUCUCUUUUAUCCUCGCUUAUGAAUAAGAUGUCUCAGGGCAACCCCAACCUCGGCAGCCUGUUGAACAUCAAGACGGAAGCAGAGGGCAGUGCCGCCAUGGAGUCCUCGCCCUUCCUGGGCAAGGCUGUGAAGGCGCUGGUUCAGGAGAAGCUGUCCGAGCCCUGGAAGGUGUACCUUCGAAGGUUUGGCACCAAGGACUUCUGUGACGCCCAGUGUGACUUCCUGCACAAGGCCCACUUCCACUGCGUGGUGGAGGAGUGCGGCGCGCUUUUCAGCACCCUGGACGGGGCCAUCAAGCACGCCAACUUCCACUUCCGGACGGAGGGUGGAGCACUGAAGGGGAGCACGGAGGCCUCCUUCCCCACCUCGGCUGCUGAGACCAAACCUGCCUUGGCCCCGUCAUCCCCUCCAGCGCCUCCUGUCACCACAGCCACAGUGUCCUCCCUGGAGGGUCCCACUCCCAGCCCGGCCGCCGUGCCCUCCACCCCCACGCUGCUCGCCUGGAAGCAGCUGGCUUCCACCAUCCCCCAGAUGCCUCAGAUUCCAGCGUCAGUGCCUCACCUGCCCACUUCGCCCUUGGCAACGACUUCUCUAGAAAACGCCAAGCCCCAGGUCAAACCCGGAUUCCUCCAGUUCCAGGAGAACGACCCUUGCCUCACGACGGACUGCAAGUACGCCAACAAGUUCCACUUCCACUGUCUCUUUGGGAACUGCAAGUACGUGUGUAAAACCUCCGGCAAGGCCGAGUCGCACUGCCUGGACCACAUCAACCCCAGCAACAACCUGGUGAACGUGCGAGACCAGUUCGCAUACUACUCCCUGCAGUGUCUCUGCCCCAACCAGCACUGCGAGUUCCGGAUGCGCGGACACUACCACUGCCUCCGGACCGGCUGCUACUUCGUGACCAACAUCACCACCAAGUUGCCAUGGCACAUAAAGAAGCAUGAGAAGGCCGAGCGGCGGGCGGCCAAUGGGUUUAAGUACUUCACCAAGCGCGAAGAGUGUGGCAGGCUAGGCUGCAAGUACAACCAGGUGAACAGCCACUUCCACUGCAUCCGGGAGGGCUGCCAGUUCUCCUUCCUGCUCAAGCACCAGAUGACCUCCCACGCCCGGAAGCACAUGCGGAGGAUGCUAGGGAAGAACUUCGAUCGUGCGCCCCCCGCCCAGGGCCCCCCGAGCCUGAUGGAUGCGGAGACGGAUGACUACAUGGACUACACGGGCUGCAGCCCUGGCGCCGUGUCCUCCGAGUCGUCCACCAUGGACCGGAGCUGCUCCAGCACCCCAGUGGGCAACGAAAGCACCGCGGCCGGCUGCCCGGCUCCUCUUCCUCCUCCUCUUCCUCCUCCUGCUGCCGCUGGCGACGAGGCUGCCCGCGGGGCUCCGCAGCCCCCACUGACCCCAUCCUUCUCAGCCGCCGUGCUCCGGGCACCCCUCCCCUCCCUCCCAUGCCUCUUUUCUCCGCCCUGUCUCUCAUACUCUCUGCUCAGUGCCACUCUCGGAGCCACGCGGGGCCUGGGCCACCCUGUCGGCAGCCCCCCCCGCUUCCCGCCCGCCACUGCCACUCCAACUCCAGUAAAAAGUGACGUACCCCUAGUUCAGGACGCCGCAGGGAACACCAUCUCCAUGCCCACAGCCUCCGGGGCCAAGAAGCGCUUCUGGAUCAUUGAGGACAUGUCGCCCUUUGGCAAGAGGCGCAAGACGGCCUCCUCGCGGAAGAUGCUGGACGAGGGCAUGAUGCUGGAGGGCUUCCGGCGCUUCGACCUCUACGAGGACUGCAAGGACGCCGCGUGCCAAUUCUCGCUCAAGGUCACCCACUACCACUGCACGCGGGAGAACUGCGGCUACAAGUUCUGCGGGCGCACGCACAUGUACAAGCACGCGCAGCACCACGACCGCGUGGACAACCUCGUGCUGGACGACUUCAAGCGCUUCAAGGCCUCCCUCAGCUGCCACUUCGCCGACUGCCCCUUCUCCGGCAGCAGCACGCACUUCCACUGCCUGCGCUGCCGCUUCCGCUGCACUGACAGCACCAAGGUCACGGCGCACCGCAAGCACCACGGCAAGCAGGACGUGAUCAGCGCGGCGGGCUUCUGCCAGUUCAGCUCGAGCGCCGACUGCGCGGUGCCCGACUGCAAGUACAAGCUCAAGUGCUCGCACUUCCACUGCACCUACCCGGGCUGCCGCCACACGGUGGUGGGCAUGUCGCAGAUGGACUCGCACAAGCGCAAGCACGAGAAGCAGGAGCGCGGGGAGCCGCCCGCCGCCUCCCCGGGCCCCGCCGUCGGCCUGGACGGGGCGCUGUCGCUGGGCGCCGAGCCCGGGGGCGCCCUGCUCUUCCUGCCGCCCGCCGCCGCCGCCGCCGCUGCCUCUGCCGGCGGGCCGGGGGCGCUGGGGCUGGGCGACGCGGGCGAUCCCGGCGACCCCGGCCCCCCCGACGGCCCCGGGCCCCGCGAUGGCCCCGCUGCGCCCGCCCCUGGCCACGCGGCCGAAGAGUCGUCGCAGGAGGACGAGGAGGAGGAGCUGGAGCUGCCCGAGGAGGAGGCGGACGACGACGAGGACGAGGACGAGGACGACGACGACGAGGACGACGACGACGAGGACGACGACGACGACGAGGACCUGCGCACCGACUCAGAGGAGUCGCUGGCCGAGGCGGCGGCGGCGGCGGCGGGGCCCGGGGCGCGGAGCCCGGAGCUGGCGGCCCCCGCGCCCGCCGCAGCCUCGCCCUAGCCGGCCGUCGGGGGUGGGGGGGCCCGGGGCCGGGGCCGCCUCGCCCGCGCCCUCUGCCCUGGUGGCCACUGCGAUUCCCUUCGUAAGAGAUGCUGUUUCUGGGCAGCGCUGCCCUCGGUCCAGAGCGAGACGGUCGCCCCCGCUGCCGGGCUCGGGGCGGCCCCGCCGGUGCUUCCGGACCCCGAGUCCGUCUCAGGACAGAGGCGGGGGCCUCCCUCUGGUGCUCCGGGGCCGCCCCCGCCCCGCCCGCGGCGCGCGGCCCGCGGCUGGAAGGACAGGCUGCGAGCGACCCUCCUCUGGCUGCACUUCGGGGAUCUUCUUCUUCAGGGAAACAGAAGGUGCUCUUGUCCGGGGUGGGACCGAGGAGCAGGGGCCCCCACCCCCCAGGGCCAGGCGGGCGCCGACGACCGGGCAGCCGCCCCCGCGCGCCCCUCCCCGCGGCCGGACCCCGGGCCCCACGACCAGGCCGGUGGGAUUCCUCAUUGCUCAGGACUGGGAAGGGCGCUGGGGGUCCCCGCGACCCCCACCCCUCACCCCCAGAGGCGGGUCCCAGCAGCAUCUGGCAGGGCCUUCCAUUCAUGCAGCUAAGACGCUCCCUCCGGGCCCUGGGGCGUUGGGGGGGGCGGGGCAGAGGCGACACUGCAGGGACCGCGGAGGGAACCUCACGGAAGAAUUAGGCGAGCUGGGA